AUGGCAACACUGACACUUAAUGGGCUCGAGGCUGCACUCGGCAAUCUGCAUUUGGACCCACUUCCAGCUUUCGAGUCCACAAGCCCUCUUGAAAAGCCCCUCGACAUCGCUCGAACAUACUUGGCUAAAAUUGUUGAAUCAGUGGCAGAAGUCGAGCUAGAUGCCGCUUACAAUGCGAUUCACUGGCCAAAUAACGUAUUGAACGGCGACUUGGUUGUAAUUCUACCCAAGCUGAGCCGAGGGGCCGAUCCUGAAGAAUAUGGCGCACAGAUUACGCACAAGUUCCCACGCUGCCCCCUCUUCAUGCUGCCAUUUGUCGAUGGUGUCCACCUGCGGAUGCAAUUUGACAUUCGCUCACUCGCGCGAUUACUGCUCCCGUACAUACGCGAUCGAAAUGAAUCAUACGGCUUUGACCUAUCGUCAGGUCUGAGAAACCCGGGGGAUACCGAGUCGGGGAGGAAGAGUCUCGUUAUCGAGUUCUCUUCACCCAACAUCGGUGACAAGUUCUACGGAAAGCACCUUCGAAGCACCGUCCUCGGUUCUCACCUCGCCCAGCUCCACCAUGCUAUGGGUUGGGACGUGUAUAGCAUCAACUAUCUUGGCGACUGGAGCAAGAAGACUGCUCUGGUUGGCGUUGGUUGGGAAGAUUUGGGUCUUGGCAGUGAGGAGAAGUUCGCCCAAGAUCCCAUUGGGCAUCUGCUUGAAAUAUAUAAUGAAGUUGAAAAACGAUUCGCGCCAGAGCAGAGGCACGCUAAGGAAGUCAGGGACAAGAGCUUGAAGGGAGCCGAUGAGGUCAAUGGUGAGGACACAGCUGUGAUUGAGUCCCAAGGGCUCUUUGCCAAGAGAAAUGAGUUCUUCACGCGGAUGGAGGAUGGAGAUCCACGAGCUGUUGACCUUUGCAAGAGGUUCAGGGACGUCAGUAUCGAACAUUACAAGGCUCUAUACUCUCGCCUCAAUGUUACCUUCGAUGAGUACUCGGGAGAAUCACAGGUACCAGUGAGCACCAUGAACGAGAUUGAACAGACUCUGAAGGCAAAAGGCUUGCUUGAGGAGCAGGAGGGCAGCUGGUUGAUCAACAUGAAGAAACAUGGGGAAAAGGGCGGCGCUGCUAUCAUCCGCGAUCGCACCGGCAGCCACACGUAUCUCUUGCGGGACAUCGCAGCUGUGGUUGAGAGACACGAAAAGUAUCAGUUCGACAAGAUGCUUUAUGUUGUUGCCUCUGACCAUGACCUACACUUCCAACGUGUCGCCAAGAUUCUGGACUUGAUGGGCAUGACCGAUCUCUCACGCAAGCUACAGCACGUGCACUUCAGUAAGAAUUCGCAGGUUCCGGAAGACACUGACCGGGGUGACGUUCUGGAUGGCAUCUUAGUCCAAAGCAAACGGACAAUGGACAAGGCACUUUUGGUUGAUGCUGACAAAAUAUCCUUUCUGGAGGGAUCUGGGCAUACUACAGAGUCUUUGGGUGCUGCAGGCCUGCGACUAGACGGUCUUCGAGCAAAGAGAGCCACGGACCACGUGUUCGAUUUUGAACAGAGCGUAUCCUUCACACAUGCGACAGGCCCAGAGCUCCUGUUUACCCUCGCGAAAGUGAAAGGGUUGACAGAGAGACAGGACAUUCCGGAUGCGGCGGAUCUCACGGAUGGUGACCUGGCUUCAAUCCAAGACGAGACAUUCUCAGACCUGCUUCGCACUCUGGCCCAGUUCCCAGAUGUGAUCGCAUCGUCCCACAAAUCCCUUGAGCCUUCUCUGAUUGUUUCGUUCCUUGCGUCAGUAUCCGGUCAGGUUUCAGAAAGUUUGAUCAAUCUCGAGGAUGAGGACAGCAUAUCGACUUCGCAAGCUGCUGUGCUUGAUGCGGCACGUCAGGUCCUUGAAAACGGUCUAAGGUUACUUGGUUUAUGGGCUCCUUCAGAUUGA
Diaporthe amygdali is the source of this 1917-nucleotide messenger RNA. Its product is annotated as rginyl-trna synthetase. Bases 1 to 1917 code for a protein of 638 amino acids. Gene Ontology annotation, biological process: arginyl-tRNA aminoacylation; mitochondrial translation. Gene Ontology annotation, molecular function: arginine-tRNA ligase activity; ATP binding. NCBI's taxonomy places the organism in Eukaryota, Fungi, Ascomycota, Sordariomycetes, Diaporthales, Diaporthaceae. The record is from RefSeq and is a predicted model, not a curated record. Gene Ontology annotation, cellular component: mitochondrion; cytoplasm. The transcript has 2 exons.